This is a messenger RNA of Aspergillus fumigatus Af293, 1026 nucleotides long. The record is from RefSeq and is a predicted model, not a curated record. Lineage: Eukaryota; Fungi; Ascomycota; Eurotiomycetes; Eurotiales; Aspergillaceae.
AUGAGAACGCUUAUACUUGUCUUUCUGUGGCUCACUGCCGUCAGUUCCUAUCCCCGUGGAAUCGAUUGGGACUAUGCUAUAGCGUAUCACCAGCAAGUCCUCCAAGGAGAGAACGAUCGAGGGUUUGGGCUGAACGAGCCAUUCAUCCCGACUCCAUCUCAUAUCCUUCCUGAAAAGAAACCUUUUUACAUUGAUGAAACCGUGCAUUACUACGAGAGACACUUCAAUGGCUCAGGGGAAAACGGGGAAUACCGUCGCUCGUCAUGUCCCGCGGUGAAUGCGCUGGCCAACCGGGGGUAUAUCAAUCGAAGUGGAAGGAACAUCACCUACGCUGAGCUGGCGCAUGCCGUCCGCAAGGUGUGGAAUUUUGGAGAUGAUAACGUUAUUCUCCCACCAGAAGAAUCCCUUGUGCUUCAUUCUACUAAUUCUUUCCCACAGAGCAUGCUAGUGUUGGCGCCGACGUUCGCAAUGCAUGGUUGGCCGGAGACCAUUGAUCUUGAUUAUUUCAAUGCAAGAUAUUGUUCUCGUUUUCUAGAAGAGUAUGAAUUAACGCUCGCACAGGAUGACCUGGUACAGUACGUGAUCAAUUGUCCGGCCGCGCCAACUCGCAACGACCGUGCAGUCGGCGACAAUAUCAACCUCAACAUGACGCUAUUCGAAUCCCUGCUCUCAUUCUCGAAGGACGGUGAGACGUUGUCCUUAGAAGACCUGGCGGAGCACCAUCACCUGCGACACAACCAAAGCAAAGCAGAAAACCCGAAUUUUGUCUUCGGUAAUCAGGGUGCUAUCUGCUCUCUUGCCCAGUACACGAACAUGGUGGGUGUGCUGGGUAAGUUCGGCAAGCACGGCCGAACAACCCUCUUCAUUGACGACGUCAAGACCUUCUAUUUGGACGAGGACAUACCUCGGAACUACGAACGAAGAGAAGCACCAGUAUGUUGCCCCUUCCCCCCGAUGGACUCCAUCCUGUUCGUAGCCGCCACGACUGACCUGUUCAGCACUACUCGCCGGAAUCCAACGCGAUGA